Messenger RNA from Rosa rugosa (rugosa rose), 1083 nucleotides. RefSeq names its product putative fasciclin-like arabinogalactan protein 20. NCBI's taxonomy places the organism in Eukaryota, Viridiplantae, Streptophyta, Magnoliopsida, Rosales, Rosaceae. The record is from RefSeq and is a predicted model, not a curated record. The transcript has a single exon. The coding region runs from base 1 to 1083 and encodes 360 amino acids.
AUGUCCCUCGCCCUCGACCUCGCCUCUCACUCCAUCACCUCCCAGUCGCCGUCGCUCACAGUCUUCGCUCCGGCCGACGCCGCCUUCUCCAACUCCGGCCACCCCACUCUCAACCUCCUCCGCUACCACCUCCUCCCCAUCGCGUUCCCUCUCCGAUCACUCAAGUCCCUCCCUUUAGGCGCCAAGAUCGCCACGCUGCUCGACGGCCACUCUCUCACCGUCACCACUCUGCCGUCCGACCGCCUCGUCUCGCUCAACAACGUCACCGUCACGGCGUCCCCAAUUUUCGACGACGGGUCGUUGAUCAUCUUCGGAACCAACAGGUUCUUUGACCCGUAUUUCCGGAUCUCGGGUCCGAUCCGGAGCUACAGCCCCAAGAAUCUCUGCAGGUUGGCGUCGCGAAACCCUAACGAAGCGAUGGCGGCCGAAACGGCGGCGCAUUACCCGUUCAGUGAAGCAAGCAAGGUGCUGAAAUUGAAAGGCUGCUCUGUUAUGGCUUCGUUUCUUGAAAUGCAAUUCCAUGGGUUUCUCAAGUACCAGACAAUGUUGACCGUCUUCGCUCCCGUUGACCAAGCCAUGGUGCCCCGAAUCGGAGAUCUGAGCGGGUACUCGUCGAUCUUCCGCCGCCACGUGGUCCCCUGCAAGCUUUCUUGGAACGAUUUGGUGAGUCUCGACGACGGCACUGUGUUGAGGACUAAUCUGCAAGGGUUUAUGAUCAACAUCACUCGAUACGACGGCGUUUUGGUGCUCAAUGGGGUCCCGGUGAUAAUGCCGGAGAUGUAUCACAACGGCUGGCUUGUGGUUCACGGAAUCAGUGAGGUUCUUGAGUUUCCAGAGAGUCGACCGGAGCAAGUGGUGGCUCCUUCACCUGUCUCUGAGGCAGAGGGUCACAGCUCCGGUGAGGAUGAGAGUGCCGGAACAGAGCCUUCGGAGCCAGUAAUAGAGGUGCCUUCUUCACCGGAAUUCGAUAGCAGCGAUUCGGAGGAAUUGGAUACUGGCGAUUCUGAGCUAUUUGCAAACAUGUCUACCGAUGAUGAAGGAGCCAUUUCACACAGGCGCUUCUUUGUUUACAGGCCUUCAUAA